Drosophila mauritiana is the source of this 2466-nucleotide messenger RNA. RefSeq lists its product as uncharacterized. The transcript has 3 exons. Gene Ontology annotation, molecular function: protein binding. The record is from RefSeq and is a predicted model, not a curated record. Lineage: Eukaryota; Metazoa; Arthropoda; Insecta; Diptera; Drosophilidae.
AUGUGUCAGCAGAUAUGCGAUCAUUUUUUUGUAUGUGACGACGUUACAGUAACUGUAGAGGUACGUCGAUUGGAAAUGGAUGAUUCAGAUAACACUGUAAAAGAGGCCCUAUCUCUGGCACGUCAUUGGCUUGAAUAUGCAGAUUGGCAAAAGGCUUUUUUAUUAUUAUAUAAAGUAGCGAAGCUAAUAAAGUCAAAAGGACGGCUUCUUAACUUCAUUGAUACAAUUUACGUUUAUGAACCACAAACAACAGUCCAGCUCGCUCACCUCGUUCGCCUUACAAAGAGGGUUGUUUUGUCCUUGGAACCACUUGAUGACAUGGAAGUUAAUGUAGUUGCAAGAAUGCUACAAUUAAUUUCCUCCACCUUUAGGUUAAUAAUUAAUAGUAAUGAACUUAAUACUUUAAUGGAUAUUUAUUAUGAAACGAUGGUGAAUGAACUGUGCGAUAUUCUUAACAAAUUGAAUACAGAGUGGGAGUACAUACCGAAAUCUCAAUGUCGUGCAGAAUCUGAAUCUUGCCUAAACAUUGAUAACUUCAGAAAUAGGCUUGAGCAAAUGUCUGUUCUAAGACCUCAAGGUUUAGAGCAUAUUAAUAACUGGUUACAUGCUUAUUAGAAGUUAAGCAGCUGCCUAUUUUAUAUGGGAAUGGGCACAGCACGCCGUCUUCAUCCUGAGGAAGGUCCAAAACUAAUAGAGCGAUCUACAUUUAGUAUGCGUAUGGAAAGUUUUGACUUAGACCAAGAUAGAAGCAUAGAAUUUCAAUCCGCGGAUUCUAUGCAUACUCUUAUUUUUACUGACAAACUUCUUGAUGAAUUAAAACGACGACUUCGAACUGACGAAGUGCUAAUUUCUAUACGAAGUCACAAGCAAAGUCAAUACUGGUGGUAUCCUGAGCAGGAGUCCCACACUCAAGUACUCGUAGUUAAUGCAUAUACAAUAAAUAAUAUUUGGAAAAAAUCUCAAGAGGUUGCCGAACCAUUUCAAUAUAUUUCAAAAUUGAAAAUGAAUUUUUCGGAAGGUGAUUCAAUAAAUGAGCCGUCACGACAGAUCUUUAAUCGUGGUAUAGACUUUGAUGACCCUGAGGAAGAUAUCGAAAAUGUCAUUCAUGAUUGUGUGUAUACUCCUUUAGAAGUUCGUAUGUAUCGAACUGAACUAUUUGGUCAUUCAGUUCUCGGAGUUACUUUUACUCAAGCGGAUAUAGAUUAUUGCGUGCUAAUACGGAUGACUAAUAUACCAGAAUUAAAUGAAAUGGAAAGAGAAAGCUCUACUUGUCUAGUGAGAGCUGGAGUCCUACAAUCAACCACUUUGUUAUUAAGGAAUCGCUGCGAUAAAUCUCAGCCUGUUUAUAUUUAUCUUCGCGGUGCUAAUAUAUCUGAACCGUGGAAUAACUUUUUCCAUUCUGGAGCUUUUUUUGCCUUCACCACUGACAUACGUAGUUGUCGAAUUUGGAACUAUGCUCGACCCGAACCGAGAUGGCAAAACUUUGCUUGCAUGCCUGAAUUAAACAAAAGUAUAUACUUUGGAAUACAUUGUCGUUGUAAUUAUAUUAGUGACUUUGAUGCAGAUGGUAUGCCAAUAAUUGUAGUCCCAAUGAAUUUAAAAUGUCACCUGGAACGGCCUAAAGUGGGCCAAAGUUAUCAAAUAAUAAUAUUCUUUUUCUCUUUAGCUUCAUUUGUAAUAAUAUAUAUAUUUUAUAGCAUGCAAUCCGUUUCUGAUUGGGAUAAAAACUUAUAUACUGAACUAUAUCCAAUAGGAGGAAAAUGCUACCGAGGUGAUCUUGUUUUAAUGUGUACUUUCGGAGGAAGAUAUAACGCUGGUACAUCAGCAAAUAUUAUAUUUGCCUUCAAAUUUUCCAACCAAACACGGGACAUAAUAGUAUAUCAAGACCCAGUUUUUAAAACAUUCAAAAGAAAUAGUACAAUAUCUUUCCGACUACAAAAUAUACAUUUCAGUAUACCAACUGGAAUUGCUAUGUGGCACGAUAAUUCCGGAGUUUAUCCACAUUUUUUUUGUAGAAAUCUUGUUCUAUGCGAUAUGCAUACUAAUGAGGGCCAGUUAUUUUCAAUUCAGCAGUGGAUUCAAUGUUAUAAAGUGUUAACUGUUUAUAAAACGGCAAACGCAUUUUCUCUGAUAAAUACCGAUAAUGGAAAAAUUCAUUCCGGUAAGCUUCGGUUCUUACACUUAUUUCAACCAAUUAUUGGACCAUGGCGUUUUGGAACAGAGAGACUGGCCUUUUGCAAAUGGGAAAGAAGUUGCAUUUUUAUAGCAAAACUUUUUAUUGCUAUAACAUUUUUAGUACUAUUUUUCGGACGCACAGAACCAAUGGCAUGCGAUCCUAGUCCAAAAAAAUAUAAUGACAUCGAUGUAGUACUUCGACUAUGCUUUAGCUGUUAUGUAACCAAUUGUAUUGUACAAGCAUCAUUGGAAACAGCCUUCAGAGCGAUUGGAGUAUACGAUUUUAUUUAA